This is a messenger RNA of Racocetra persica, 232 nucleotides long. The record is from the annotation of a GenBank genome assembly. NCBI's taxonomy places the organism in Eukaryota, Fungi, Glomeromycota, Glomeromycetes, Diversisporales, Gigasporaceae.
AAAAAAUGAUUUAGAAACCCGAAUUAAAGAGUUAGACAAAGAGGAAGAAAGAAGCAUGCCAAAUUUUCCCUCGCGACCAAAUCAUCCUCUUGCGGCUCCAUUCCUUAACCGAAGAAAAUCGCAACAAAGGCUUGAAAUUGUUGAAAAAAUUUUCUCCGGUUUACUACACCGUUUAUCGCCGAAAAGGCUUCGAAGAGGAAGUUAUUCAUGUAGUCAAUUGCCGCUUAAGCAA